Molecule: messenger RNA, 2177 nt
Organism: Gigantopelta aegis
Lineage: Eukaryota; Metazoa; Mollusca; Gastropoda; Neomphalida; Peltospiridae
Exons: 4
Coding region: 347-1099 (250 amino acids)
Molecular function (GO): protein binding
Source: RefSeq, a predicted model, not a curated record
UGAGAAAAUGUUCGAGUCAGAUUUCUGUGAGAAGUCGAAGGACAUAAUUGACCUACCGCACAAAAACUUUGACGAUGUUCACUCCUUACUACAGUUACUAGUUCCUGGUUGCAACAGAACAAAACUAACUUGUGAAAACGUAACAAAGGGGACUUAUGGCUAUGCCAUGCAUCACAAAAUCCGCAGGAAAUGCCAAGAAAAGGCUCGACAACAAGUUGUCAUGCCUCAUUCAGGACCAGCUGCGACAGACACAACGUAUUUUUAAAACAGGUGGCAUCAACGUCAUCACUAAUCUUCAGAUUAAUCCUCGACGCCACAGGUUUUAAUCAGCACUGAACGGGUCGCCAUGUCUCCUUAUAUAUCAGAAAACUGCAAUGACAUCCAGUCUGGCAACGUUAUAUCCUGUGAACCUUACCACAAAGGUUCGGAAACCGACUUAGCUUCAAGCUAUAGUCUUGAACGUAGUUCACCAACCCGCUCGAAAUUCGUCUCUGAGAAACCUAGCCUUCGCCUCAAAGGAAAGACACAACCCCUGUCGACAGGAGACAUCACAGAGUCGCAAAGGAUGAAAAACAUUUCGGACAAGUUGAACGGAUAUCUUUCUAGCAACAGCCAAACUGACCACUAUAUCUUCAACUGCUUUCCCGACUCAAAGAAGAUGAUCCAGAUAUCGCUGGAUGUGAAUGUCCGGGGCAGAUGGAUGCAGAUCUACCUGCUGGACUCUGAGAACCUUCAUCUGAAGCGUGUAGCAGACGACAAGAAGAACAUCAUGGCGCGAAUCUACUUGGCCAAGAAACCCACUCUGUUUUCGAGGACCAAUGUUUACCUGACUCCCGCCCAGGAGGUGAAGAUGAAGGGAACCGUAACGUUCAACCACAUAGGCGAAUACGUGAUCAACAACUACAUCUUGCAUAUUGAGGUCUUUAAGAAGUGUCAGUAUACCCAGGCGACCUUUUCUUUGGGGAAGACCAAAGUCGACAUGAAGAUGUUCCAGCUACAGAAUAACGCGAUUCUGUGGAAGUCUCUUGAGCCAGAUAGCAAACCCAAAGGAAAAAUAGCAACAUGUCUUGGUCGUCUAUUCGGUAAAAAUAAAAACUGAACAAUAUUCUAGAAUUUAAUAGACAGGUUGUAGAAACAAAAAGACAAGUGUUGAAAUGUAAAAUACAGAUCCUAGAAAUAAAAAUACACCUUGCUAAAUCUAACAUACAAAUCCUAGAAAUUAAAAGAUAAUCGGUAGAAACUAAUCCCAGAAUUAAACACAGAUCCUGGACUCUCAAAAGCAAAUUUUAAAAUGUAAAACAAAUGCUGGAAACUGGAAGACAAAAGCUAAAAGAGAGAGAGGUGGAGAGAGAGGAGAGAGAGAGAGAGAGAGAGAGAGAGAGAGAGAGAGAGAGAGAGAGAGAGAGAGAGAGUGUGUGUGUGUGUGUGUGUCAUUUGGAAACCAAAUACCACAACAUAGGUGAAACGCUUAUUCUCGAGAACUAUUCCUAUUUUCAUAUCGAAUGUGACUCCCAAUGUUAAUACAUAUCGAUUUGAUAUUAAUCACAACUGGUAAACAAACGAGUCGGACGAUUUUGGUAAUUGGUGUAUCAGUUGUGUACAUGUAUAUAUAUAUUUUUAUUUGUAUUCAUUUGAGCAGGUGUAUCUGCGCAUGUUUGUUUAUGUGCAUAUAUAUUUAUUUACGUCUGCAUGUAUGUUUAUGCUAUUCUAUAUUGCAUUUGUAUAUUUUGUGGUUCGAUCUUAUUUUUGCGGGAUGAACAGCCCAAGUAACAUGUCUGUUUAGACUUGGUUUUUUUUCGUGUACAUACAAUAAUGGUUUGUGUAAUUAUCUAUAUAUAACAUAGUUCUGUUGUUGAAUAUAUGAUUAAUGAUUACCAGAUUCAGUGGUGCAUGUAGUGAAGAUGGUAUAUGUUUUGCCCCUAAACUAUUUUUGGCCCGCCCUUGGAUUCUGAUGAGAAGCGGUACAAUUGUAGACAGCAUUAUCGUGAUAGGUUAAAUGUUAUAGAAUAAUAACUUGAAGGGCAGGCCGGGGGCGUGUUAGAAUUAUUUUGAUUGUUGGGCGUGGGGGAAGAGUGGCAGAGUAUUAACUGAGACAGGGCCCAGGAUAAAGUGAUUGCACCACUGAAUACACGGAAAUGUACAGCUGAAUAUGAAACAAAAUAAAUAUUUGUGUCAAA